This is a messenger RNA of Plectropomus leopardus (leopard coralgrouper), 6139 nucleotides long. It is a transcript of the gene srgap2, whose product is annotated as SLIT-ROBO Rho GTPase activating protein 2. The record is from RefSeq and is a predicted model, not a curated record. NCBI's taxonomy places the organism in Eukaryota, Metazoa, Chordata, Actinopteri, Perciformes, Serranidae. Gene Ontology annotation, biological process: signal transduction. Gene Ontology annotation, molecular function: protein binding.
GCGAGCAGUGUAGUUUAGACAGGCGGACUGGCAGCUGUGAGACCGCUUAGGCCAAAUAUAUGGAAGAAAAAAAACUUUUGUAAGUGCUGACUGACAAGCUAUCACUGUUUGUUUUCUAAGAAGGGAAUGAAUCUCCUCUCACUUGAAGUUGUUUGCACCAGAACCGGUUUUGAGGAGGCGGUGAGGCGCGGCGGCGGAUGGGAACAUACAGCAGCAGCAGCAGCAGCGCCAAACUCACAAUGCGCCCGGAGUGAACAGAGGCAGCGAGACAAUACAGGUCCGCGGGCACACUGAGGAGCUGCAAUCUCUCAUCUGGGCUCUCUUUUUCUUCUCUAAACCUGUUCCAGAGUGGCGUUUCCCUCCGUCUACGGCUUAUUCUUUGACUGAUUGAGGCUAAAUUGACUUCGCUGCGAGGGCAAGUGGUUUGAUCUCCAAACUCAGCCAUGACGUCUCCGGCGAAAUUCCGAAAGGACAAGGAGAUAGUGGCCGAAUAUGAGACUCAAGUUAAAGAGAUCCGUGCCCAGCUGGUGGAGCAGCUCAAGUGUCUGGACCAGCAGUAUGAGCUAAGGGUGCAGCUGCUGCAGGACCUGCAGGACUUCUUUAGAAAGAAGGCGGAGAUCGAGGUGGACUACAGCCGCAACCUGGAGAAGCUGGCCGAGAGGUUCCUCACCAAGACCCGCAGCACCAAGGACCAUCUACUCAAGAAGGAGCACAGCAUUUUAUCCCCGGUGAACUGCUGGAACCUGCUGCUGCUUCAGGUGAAGAGGGAGAGCCGUGACCACGCCACACUGUCCGACCUCUACCUCAACAAUAUCAUCCCCCGCUUCGCGCAGAUCAGCGAGGACUCAGGACGCCUCUUCAAGAAGAGCAAAGAGAUCGGCAUACAGCUGCAAGAGGACCUGAUGAAAGUUCUUAAUGAGCUGUACACGGUGAUGAAGACGUACCACAUGUACAACACCGACAGCAUCAAUGCCGAGUCCAAGCUGAAGGAGGCGGAGAAGCAGGAGGAGAAGCAGAUGGGACGCUCCGGUCGACAAGACGACCGGCAGACGCCACGCUCCCCCGACACCUUGGCCAGCAUCAAGACUGAUGAGAAGCCUGUCCGACGCUCCAGUGUCAAGAAAAUUGAGAAGAUGAAGGAGAAGAGACAAGCCAAGUACACAGAGAACAAGCUGAAGGCCAUCAAGGCCAGGAAUGAGUACCUGCUAGCUCUCGAGGCUACCAACAGCUGUGUCUUCAAAUAUUACAUCCACGACCUCUCCGACAUCAUUGACUGCUGUGACCUUGGCUACCACGCUAGCCUGCACCGUGCCCUGAGGACCUACCUAUCUGCAGAACAGAACGUAGAGACGUCCAAACACUCCGGCCUGGAGACACUGGAGGGAGCUGCAGAGAGCCUGGAGGCCAACGGGGACAAACAAAAACUGAUGGAGACCUACAACAACGUCUUCUGUCCCCCAGCUCGCUUUGACUUCCAGUCCCACAUGGGAGACACGAUGGGAGUGGUGUGCGCACAGCAGCCGCUGGAAGGCGACCUGCUCCAGAGGUGUCAGCAGCUGCAAUCCCGCCUCUCCACACUCAAGAUCGAGAAUGAAGAGGUGAAGAAAACCAUGGAGGCCACCCUAUCCACCAUCCAAGACAUGGUGACAGUGGAGGACUACGACGUGUCUGAGUGCUUCCACCACAGCAACAGCAUGGAGUCGGUCAAGUCCACUUUCAGCGAGUCCUAUCUCAGCAAGCCCAGCCUCGCCAAACGACGGGCCAAUCAGCAGGAGACGGAGCAGUUUUACUUCACGAAGCUGAAGGAGUUCCUGGAAGGCAGGAACCUGAUCACCAAGCUGGAGGCCAAGCAUGACCUCAUCGACAAGACCCUGGGAGAGAGUCAGAAGACUGACUGUUGCCUUGCCAGUGGACGGAGAAACUCGGCGGUACGGAAGCAGGAGUCUGGUGAGGCCAUUCCUCUGAUGGUCGAGAGCUGCAUCCGCUUCAUCAGUCGCCAUGGUCUGCAGCAUGAGGGCAUCUUCAGAGUGUCAGGCUCUCAGGUGGAGGUCAAUGACAUCAAGAAUGCUUUUGAGAGAGGUGAGGACCCGCUGGCAGGGGACGAGAAUGACCACGACAUGGAUUCCAUCGCUGGCGUCCUAAAGCUCUAUUUUAGAGGACUGGACCACGCCCUCUUCCCGAAGGAAGUCUUCCAUGACCUCAUAUCCUGCGUCUCGAUGGAGAGCCUUCAAGAGCGGGCAGUCCACAUUAAAAAAGUUCUGCAGUCUCUGCCGAACAAAACCCUCAUCAUUAUGAGAUAUCUGUUCGCCCCCCUCAACCACCUGUCCCAGUACAGCGAGGAGAACAUGAUGGACCCUUACAACCUGGCCAUCUGCUUCGGCCCCACCCUGAUGUCUGUCCCCGAGGGCCACGAUCAAGUCUCCUGCCAGGCUCACGUCAAUGAGCUCAUUAAAACCAUCAUCAUCCACCAUGACACCAUCUUCCCUGGACCUCAGGACCUGCCAGGCCCCAUCUACACCAUCCCUGGAGCUGGAGAUGACUUCUGUGACAGUCCACACUGUGAGCCCCCCCUAGUGGAGGAGCCUGCGCCUGACACCGUCUCCGUCAUCAACAACAGUGAAGAUGGCUCCUUGGCUGUUUCAGAGUCCGACCCAUUCGAAGCCAUCGCUCGGUUCGACUACUCCGGCCGCACUAGUCGGGAGCUGUCGUUCAAGAAGGGCGCGUCUCUGCUUCUGUACCAGCGAGCCUCUGAUGACUGGUGGGAGGGACGACAUAACGGAGUGGAUGGACUGGUGCCACACCAGUACAUCGUGGUCCAAGACACGUCUGAUGGGGGCAGGGCAAGUCCAAAGCCUGAUGUGGACAGCAGGGACCUGCUGGAGGAGAGAGUGUCUACUCGAGGCAGCGCUGCCUCUCCUACUGGAGCUCAUGUGGCAGACAUCUACCUUGCCAACCUGAACAAGCUGAGGAAACGUCCAGAGUCCGGGAGCAUCAGAAGAACGUUCAGGAGCUCAGAGAGCGACAGCACGAGUCCAGGAGCCAGUGGGGGAGGAGGUGGGGGAGGAGUAGGAGGAGGGGUGAGAACAGCUUCUCUUCCUGUUGGUGGAGCACUGGUGAAAGAAACUGGAGACAAACGACCCGUCAGCGCUCACAGCAUCCUCAACUCAGUCACCCGCCACUCCUCUCUCAAGACCAAGGUGGAGAGUCCACAGUUACGCAAGACAACCACAGCAGGGCGCUCUAAGAGCUUCAGCAACCACAGACCACUGGACCCUGAGGUCAUCGGCCAGGUGGAGCACAGCUCGCAGGACAUUGAGGCUGCGAUGAGUGAGCUCAGUAAGUUGGAGAGACAGGGCACUUCCAAACAUACACACACCCCGGACGUGGUUCUGGACACACUGGAGCAGCUGAAAGGCGUGAGCGGCGGCGGCGGCGGAGGAGGAGCCUCGGAGCCCUCCAGUCCACUCCACUCCCGUCUGUUACGGGACAACGAGGGCGGCUCCUCACACGCCCACCCACUUCAGCGCAGCGCCUCCUCCGCCAGCGACGUGCCCUCCUCCUUCCGCCCGGCCAAGACCCAGCCGCGGAGCCCUCUGCCCUCCGCCACGUCCCCCUCUCUCUCCUCUUCCUCCCUCUCCUCAUCUGUACCUUCCUUCAGAGAGCUGCGUCCCCCGGCGACACGGCCCAAGCCGGUGGUGUUCCCAAAGAGCGGAGCUGGCAGUCCGGCCAUGGGUUCCCCGACCUCUACUGUGCCCCCGACGCCUCCUCCUCCACUUUCAGGCCACACACACUCUCUCCCUCACACCCCUCCACCUCCACCUCCACCCCAGUCUAACGACAAAUCCUGCCCGGCUUAGGACUUCUCACUCUGACCCACCGUACUCUCACAAACUCUCACAGCUCUUCUACCAGGUGCAGAAGGCACCUCGUUUGUAACCCUAACCCACUACUCAUGUGUAGCAUUCACUUCUCGGUAUCCAGGCGAGUUCUUAAGACGCCAUGUUCCUUUUAGAGUGUCAGAAGCCCUCUCCUGGCAGCUUUGCUUUCGACAGGUCAACUAUCAGAGGGCGCCGUAGAUUAGUGAACACCAUAGAAAGACUUUUGCCACCACAGAGAUCCCAGGCAUCACUGGAUUUUAUUUUAUUUUUACAAGGGAACAGGACUCCUACUGACCUACAGCUUACAUACACUAGUUUGUGAUGUUUGAAAUUGUGUUUGAGUGGGCGUGCAGGAGUGUUACUUGCCUUUACACACAGAUCUAAGUGAGGAACAAAAAAAAAAAAGCACUGUUUGAUUUUGUAAAGUAGACAUGACAGUUUUUUUUUCUUCUUCUUUUUUUAAUGACCCACGACUAGCGGACUGGAAGGGAGCAUUUGAUUCCUGAGAAUAGACUGUGAAAUACUAAGCUCUCACUCGGCGUAGAAAACACACACUGACUCGCUGCUUCAGAAGACCGGAGUUAAAGGUGGACUUUUUAGACGAUGAAAGGACAGAAAACUGGGCCAAAUAUCAGUGUAAGUCAUGUGAUCGAGAGCUUUAUUCUAUCUCUUCCUCCAGUGUUUGAUAUGUUGGUGAUUUUUUUUUUCAAUUACUGUUCAGUACUAGUACCACAACCGGAGCAUAGCAGGAGCAGUUUACUCCAAAAAAUCACGGCCAACAGUAAUUCUAAAUAGCAAUACGGAUAAUGACAGCUGGUAGUUUGAGGCAUUAUGCUGCUUCCCUCCUGCAGCUCUGUUUUGUGUGUAGGGGACCACUGAAACCCAGCAUUUUUAUAGGUAAUGUUGGACACACAAACACACACAUUCUCUCCAAAUGUGUGUGUGGUGGUGUUUUGUGGCAGCUAAUCGCCUUUCAGGUUUUCCUUGCAUGCUGGGGCCAUAGACAGCAGCCACUAUGGCGAGCUGGUUUAUAUAUAUCGCAGUACCAGCCACAGGACGUCUUCAAAGUUACAGCUUGCUCCUUUAACUAUAUACUUCAGACUUAACAGUAAAAAAAAGGGUUAUAUUAUUCUAAUGGUGUGUAUGUAUGUUUAAUAAUCAUGAUAACUGGAAGCAUGGAGCUGAGGCGUGUGUUUAGAUAGAAGCACAACCAACCACCUCAUCCGAUGCGUUCUUAAGCAAAGUUUGCUUUUGUUAUUUUGUUCCCAGUUGUUUAUUAAUGCUCAGUAAUGGUAAAAUGUUGAACUGUGUAGCUGUCUGGGUGUGUGUGCGCCUGUGUGAGCAUGCGUGGAUGUCUAGUAUGUAUGCUCCUCACCCUCUGGACCCAUCAUAAAGGGACGCCACCUUAACAGCGACUGUACCAGCAGCCUUAGUGCUGAUUAAAUAUGCACUGUGUACAUGUGACCAGAUAAAAAGCCUGCAGGGAUACAUGAAAUGUCUUCAGUCGCUGCUGUAACAAGCCCAACGGCGGACCAGCUUUACGUGACAAGAGGACGAGAAAAUCCCAAACUUUUUAUAUAUAUAUAUAUAUACAAUAUUUGCUAAAAUGUACCUAAAAUUAGAUCUGAUGAGGAAUAUGUGAAUAAUAUGUGAACACUGACUUCUAAAGUAGACACAUACCAUUCAGGGUAAACUGAAUAAUACAGUAUUGAACUAAUUUUACUUUGGUCUCCUAAUAUUCCCUUCUAUCAGCCCUUCUCCCAAAAAUACAGCACAUACUGCAUUCCUGUAUGCUCUCUACCAGGUAAUGAAUUAUACUUGUUUAUUUUUUAUCUCUGUAUACUGUUCGUGUAUUACCUGGUGUAUUUGUGUUGCUCUUACCUCAUCAUGACAACUGGAGGGACUGUGACCGUGUGUGCGGUGAGAAAAUGAACUUAUCAACGCACACACUCACACAUACAGACAUGCAUGUGGUUGGUUGGUGUGUUUUUGUCCCGGCUGUGCCGUUUUAAGGGGAGCUGGGACCCUCUUUGAUCUCAAAUCAAUCAUCGUGCACUUGAACAACUUGGCUUGCGUGUGGACUAACUGUGUGGGGAUGAUUUGUCGGAAUUGAAUAUUGUUGAAUAUGCAUUUUUGUGACCAUUUGAAAACAGCAGAACUAAAAAAAAAAGAAGGACUGUAAUGUCAAAUCUAUUUAUAGUUGUCUCUGUAUUACUGGAGAAUCCUGUGUUCAGAUGUACUUUGUAUAUACAAUGUUGUAC